UGCAGUGUCAACAUUUAUAACAACAAAGAGCCAAAUAAAUGUCUUCUCAUAAUUGUUGAUUUUGCUAUAUAGCCCUUCCUUGGUCAUAAAGUAAUCUCUACCAGUGAUUUUUGCCUCCUCUGCUCCAGAAAUCAUGUGACGGGGAGGGGCAGAGAAUCAGGAAACACACUGCUGCUGCUGCUGCAAGUCACAAGAAAGCUCUCCAUCAUGGCCUACCAUGCUGGGUCUCCAGAGGAGCCCAGUGCUUUGGUUCACAAUAUCAGUUCCAACAUCCAGAAGCUGACGCUGCUGACCUCGGAGCUGCAGAGGGCAGUUUCUCUGCUGGGAACAGAGCAAGACAGCAGCCAGCUACAACAGACGCUGCAGCAGAAACAACAGCAAGGCAACCAGCUAGCAAAGGAGACUGACAGACUGAUCAAGGCAUUCAGUGCACUUCCUGUUGGCCCAGAUCAGCGGCAGAGGAAGAUACAAAAAGAGCGUCUGGUGAAUGACUUCUCCGCUGCCCUGAACAGCUUCCAGAAGACCCAGCGGCAGGCGGCCAACCAAGAGAGAGAGUUCGUGGCCAGAGUCCGAGCCAGCUCCAGGGUUUCGGGAGGGCACCCUGAGGACAGCUUCGGAAAUGUGCCUAAUUUCCUUGGGGAUUCUCAGGUGCAGGCUCAGACUGAGGCCAUCACUGAAGAAGACUUGAGGCUGAUCCAGGAGAGAGAGUCGUCCAUCAGGCAGUUGGAGUCGGACAUCACAGAUAUCAAUGACAUCUUCAAGGACCUGGGGAUGAUGGUCCAUGAGCAAGGAGACAUGAUAGACAGUAUAGAGGCCAAUGUGGAGAAUGCAGAUGUGAAUGUCCAGAGCGCCACACAGCAGCUGGCACGUGCGGCAGACUACCAGCGGAGCUCUCGGAAAAAGAUCUGCAUCCUGAUGAUAUUGUUGGCUGUAGUUGCUGUUAUUAUUGGACUUAUCAUCUGGGGUGCAGUGAAAAACUGAGGGCUUCUUCUUCUUCAUCUUCCCCUCCUCCACCUCUCCUGUUCAGUCAUCACCCUGGACAAAGGAAUGAGCAGCGGCCUUACUUUCCUCAUUCUCCUCCUUUACUCACCCCCUAGCCUCACGGGAGGGGGGGGGGGGGGGUGCGGCAAUGGGACUGUCUGUCUUUCUUUGACUUGAUUAUAUUUUAAAGAUGUCCUCACUGACAGAACAACACACUCCUUCACUGUGAAAACAGGUUGUUUUACUGUUAUAAUUGACUUUAAUUUAAUUUGAUUUAGGUAUGAUUGUCCUAUAGGUGCAGUCGUGUUAGCUACACCUUUACUGAAUGAUCAAUAAGAUACAUUACAGACAACGCUUUUGGGUGCAAUGAAGCAGCAAGUUACUGUAUGUAGGAAAGGGGGAAUUAACCUUCAGAUCAGUUAUAUUACUGCAGCUGCUUUCUUUUAUCAGGUAAGAUAUGGACAAUUAAAGCAUUAGAGUCAGCUUUGGUCCAUAACACAAUGAAGACAAACUGCAUUCAGCUUAUCCCAAUGCAUUAUCUCCUGUAUGUAAAAUUAUAAUUAAUUAAAAAUAAUAGCUCUCUUCUAUUCAAAUUCAUGUAGUUGUAACCUUUUGAUAAAUCCAUACUAAAUCUCGUGAUUUGGACCAUAUGUUACUGGAAUAGCUGUCAGCCAUCUAUUCCAAGUAGGUUGAAGAAGAUUUUUUUUUUUUUACUUCAAUUUUUUUAAAUGCAAAAUGCAAUAGUUUGAGUUGUGUUUUAAGGUUUGUUUAACUGUACUUUGUAUGCUUCUUUUAAAGACACCGCACUCCACACAGGUGUUAUCAAUUUUCUGGCUGAUUAGACCUUGUUACGUGUUGAAGGUGGACGAUAGCUACGUCAAUCACUCGUGGUCCGCAGGAGAGGUCGAAUCAGCCAGUCUAAGUGAAAACACCUGUGUGCGAGCUUUACUCACAGGAAAGUACCGGCAGUGAAUUAUCAUUAUUUCUCUGUGAUUGACAACACAGUAACCGUCUUUUUUCUAAAUAUGAAGAAACCACAACCCAAAGUAAAGUAACUGAAACCAAAAAACUACUAACUAUUUGACAUAUGUAAAAUUAGGAUCACAUGUAUAUUUUCAUUAUUGAGAACUGGCUGCCUACCAUGUGCUGAAUAAAUUACCUGACAGUACUGAACCUG
Messenger RNA from Etheostoma cragini (Arkansas darter), 2158 nucleotides. It is a transcript of the gene stx7l, whose product is annotated as syntaxin 7-like. Lineage: Eukaryota; Metazoa; Chordata; Actinopteri; Perciformes; Percidae. The coding region runs from base 208 to 981 and encodes 257 amino acids. Gene Ontology annotation, cellular component: SNARE complex; synaptic vesicle; endomembrane system. Gene Ontology annotation, molecular function: SNAP receptor activity; SNARE binding. Gene Ontology annotation, biological process: intracellular protein transport; vesicle-mediated transport; vesicle fusion. The transcript is spliced from 10 exons. The record is from RefSeq and is a predicted model, not a curated record.